UCUCAGUUCUCGCGAGAACACGCGUGAGUUGAAUUUGAAAACAGGCGGCAGUGUUGCCAGAGGAAAACUGAAGAAAAGAUUUCUGUGAAGGAAAGAUGACCGCCGACAAUGAAAUGGACAUUAAAGACGCGUUUCAGCGCGCGCAGAAGGGCCACAACAACAAGGCGAAGCUGGUGGCGAGCCUGAACAGCCGCUACAACAAGCUCGAGGACAAGACACUUUUCCACGAGGAGUUCGUCCACUACCUGAAGUACGCCAUGAUUGUCUACAAGCGUGAACCCACGGUGGAAAAUGUCAUGGAGUUUGUUGCGAGGUUUGCCACGAGUUUCCAGUCUCCGCCUAAGACUGAGGAGGGGGAGGAGCGGCUGGAGGAUGAAGAGGAGGAGGAGGAGGAGGAGGAGGAGGAGGAAGAAGAAGAAGAUGCUGAGGACGAUCAUCCAUUUUUGAGUUUUCUCUUCAACUUUCUGUUGGAGUCCCACAAAGCCAGUAGCCAUGCGGUGCGUUUCCGCGUGUGCCAGCUGAUCAACAAGCUGCUGGGCAGUAUGGCGGAGAACGCCCAGAUAGACGACGACCUCUUCGAUCGCAUCCACCAAGCCAUGCUGGUCCGCGUCACCGACAAGUUCCCCAAUGUGAGGAUUCAGGCCGCUUUGGCCAUGACGCGUCUGCAACAGCCAAAGGAUCCCGACUGUCCAACCAUCAACGCAUACAUGUUGAUUCUAGAAAACGAUACUAAUGCUGAGGUGCGACGCGCCGUCCUUUCCUGCAUUGCGAUGUCCCCUCGCACCCUCCCCAAAGUACUCAAACGCACCCGGGACAUCAAAGAGAACGUCCGCAAGCUAGCCUACCAGGUUCUGGCUGAGAAAGUUCACAUUAAAGCUUUGACCAUCGCUCAGAGAGUUGGUCUGCUGCAGCAGGGUCUCCACGACACCUCAGAAACGGUGAGGGAGGUGGUUUGUUCUCGUCUGCUGCCGGCCUGGAUGCUUCGGCUGGAUGGUAACGUCACAGAGCUGCUCCACCGGCUGGAUGUAGAGAACUGUGCCCAGACGGCUCUGGACACGCUGCAAGCCAUCUUCAGAGGCAUGCCUACUGAAGAGCUGCUGCAGAGCAGAGCGCAGCUCGACAACAGGAAGCUGGUCCCGGUGGACUCUCUGUCCUGUGAGAAUGUGCUUCACUGGAGAGCUCUGUGUGAGUUCAUCAAGGCUAAAGGAGACGAUGGGGAUGAAUUGCUGGACCAAGUGUUACCAGACGCUGCCACUUAUGGCGACUACCUCUACGGAUAUCUGAAGGCAGUACCUUUGCUGUCAGAGGAGCAGAGGGCCGACUUCAACCAGCUGGAGCUCGUCAUGACCAAGGAGUUCAUCUCCCAGCAGCUCAUCCGUCUCAUCGGAUGUCUGGACACCAACGAGGAGGGCGGCAGGAAGCGCGUGUUGGCUGUCCUGCAUGAGAUGUUGGCUCUUCCACAGACUCCCUCCUCCCUGGUCUCCCUUCUCACUGAGAGACUCCUCACCCUCAUUCCUGACGACCACAGACGCAUUCAGACUGUGGCAGAGAUCAUCUCGGAUAUGAGGGAGCCCAUCAUGGAGGCCAGCCAGCCGCUGGACGAGAACGCGAGCCGCCGGCAGCAGGUCCAGCUGGCGGAGGUGAAGGUGCGCAUCUUGGAGGCCAAGCAAUCCCUGGAGGACUGCAUCGCCGCCCAGGACUUCAGCCGCGCCGCAGAGCUGAAGGACUCCAUCACAGAGCUGGAGAACCGCCGAAACCAGAUCCUCCAGGAAACCGCAGAGAGCAGCCAGCCGGCCGACAAGGAGAUCCGCGCCGAGAAGAAUGACCCAGAGACUCUCCUGAGAUGUCUCAUAAUGUGUGCUGAACUACUGAAGCAGAUGAGCAUCAAGACACGAAUCGGUCCAACCAUAAGUGCCUUAAUGUCCUCUCUGGUCCUGCCCAGUAUAGCGAACGCUCACCCUGCUGUCCGUAACAUGGCCGUGGUUUGUCUGGGAACGUGCACUCUGCACAGCAAGGAGCUCUCCAAAACACACAUGGUCCUGCUGCUGCAGAUCGCCCAGCUGGAUGAGGUGAAGAUCCGUAUCAGUGCUCUGCGGGCCGUCAUCGACCUGCUGCUGCUGUUCGGCUUCCAGCUGCUCUCUGAAACAGCUGCCACUCAGACGGCCCCGCAAUCCCAAUCACCAGACCGGCAAGAGGAGGAUGCUGCAGCGGGCGAGGAGAAGGGAGACGCUCCAGAGGACACGGCACAGAGUAUCCUCGUGAUGCUGUCAGAGUUCCUGGACAGCGAGGUGUCUGACCUGCGCACAGAGACGGCAGAGGGCCUGGCCAAGCUCAUGUACACCGGCCGUAUCUCCAGUGCCAAGAUGCUGUCCCGCCUGGUGCUGCUGUGGUACAACCCCGUCACAGAGGACGACACCCGACUACGCCACUGCCUCGGCGUCUUCUUCCAGCUCUACGCCCGCGAGAGCAGGGUUCACCAGGAGGUGGUGGAGGAGGGCUUCCUGCCGACCGUCCGGACUCUGAUGAACGCCCCGGCCACCUCUCCACUAGCUGAGGUGGAUAUUAACAACGUGGUGGAGCUACUUGUCGAGCUGACCCGUCCAAGUGCUCUCAUUAAGCCCUCAACCAACACAGAGGAGGUGUGUGUCCAUGACUACUUGGCGGUGCGUCUGUGCGGGGAGAUGCUGAAGGACCCCAGCGCCCCGGAGGUGCGUCUCUACGCCAAGACUCUGAGCAACCUGGAGCUCAGCAGAGACGAAACCGUCAGGAAGGACCUGCAGACGCUGCUGCAGCAGCUCGUUCAGGUGGUGAAGGAUCGCGUCUGUCUCCGUGCUCUGGAGAAAAUGGUUCAUCAGCUAGUGGACGCAAGAGAACAGGCCGAGCUCCUCAGCGCCAGCGCUCUGCAACCGCUGGACGUCAACGCAGACGAGGCUUCAACAGACGACCCAUCUAAAUCUGCCAAGAGAGCCAAAAGAGGUCAGAGGAAAGUCUACUCAGCCAAAGCGGGCAGGAGGCCGAGCAGGAGGGCCGAGUCAUCAGAGGAGAGCGAUGGAGAAAAUGUUCCAGAGUCGGUUCCCGUGGUGCGUCCCUCGCGGAGGGCCAAGACUGCAGCUCUGGAGAAGACCAAGCUGGACCUCAACACCCUCAUCAACCAGGAGGCCAACGUGUCCUAGAAGUCUGCUUCUAAACAGCUGAUGCUCAAGUGCUUCAGUCUAAUAUAAUUCACAAAUACUUCAAUAACGUGGAGCUAGUUACUUACUUUUAUCGUCAGUCAGUAAAUAGCAUUGAUCCUACUCUGACUUGGAGCCCUUACAAAGGGGUCCCCUCUUUUAUAUCUUAUAUUUCCUUUUAGUUCAAAGUUUUGUCAUUUUAUACGUCAAUAAAAGCUCGUUCCCAACCUCGUUGGCUCUGUACGUUCA
Messenger RNA from Anarrhichthys ocellatus (wolf-eel), 3419 nucleotides. It is a transcript of the gene ncapg, whose product is annotated as non-SMC condensin I complex, subunit G. Gene Ontology annotation, biological process: mitotic chromosome condensation. The record is from RefSeq and is a predicted model, not a curated record. The transcript has 22 exons. The coding region runs from base 96 to 3173 and encodes 1025 amino acids. Gene Ontology annotation, cellular component: condensin complex; cytoplasm; condensed chromosome. Gene Ontology annotation, molecular function: protein binding. Lineage: Eukaryota; Metazoa; Chordata; Actinopteri; Perciformes; Anarhichadidae.